This is a messenger RNA of Leguminivora glycinivorella, 753 nucleotides long. RefSeq names its product oxidoreductase-like domain-containing protein 1. Gene Ontology annotation, cellular component: mitochondrion. The transcript is spliced from 3 exons. Lineage: Eukaryota; Metazoa; Arthropoda; Insecta; Lepidoptera; Tortricidae. The record is from RefSeq and is a predicted model, not a curated record. Bases 124 to 456 code for a protein of 110 amino acids.
AAGUCAGAAUUCAGAAUGUGCAAUAUUUUGGUAUUUAUAAACAGUAAAAUAUGUGAAACUUAAUGAUUUUCUAACUAGAAACAAUGAUUCUUAAGUAGCAAAACUAUAAAAUCAAUCAUAAAAAUGAUUAUUUCAAGACUUUUGCUCCUACGACCAAUACAUCGAAAUAAUUUAAGACAACGUAUUAAAUACUGUACAGCAAAAACUGAAGCGGAAAUUGAAAAAGAAAAGGAACUCGAGCGUCUAGCAAAUGACGCAUCAAUAGAUGAACCUCCAACAGCAUGCUGCCAAUCUGGCUGUGCCAAUUGUGUCUUCAUUGUGUGGGCAGAGACCUUGACUAAGAAGAUGAAUAAUGCGGGCCCAGAGAUAGCAGAGAAAAUCAUGAAAUCUGUUGAAGACCCAUCCAUGAGAGCUUACUUGGAACUGGAGUUAAGGUUGCGAGGAGUUAAGAAGUAGCUUCUUGCAUAGAGCUUGUAUAAUAUGAGAAGUUGUUAGUCAUGUUGAAGUGUAAAAAAUCAUUAAAAAUCAGAUUAUUACAAAAAUCAGUACAUUCAGUAGGUACAUUAGUAUGUAAAUAUUGAAAGUUCAAACCGUAGAAAUUCUUAAGAUUGCUUUGUAAAAAGUUGUUUGUAUUGAAAAAUAUGACUUUAAAAUACAAUUAGUCUAAGAAAUAAAAUGUAUGUUUACCAAUUAGUUGUAAUUUGUAAAUAUAGAUAGUCCUUACGAGUAGUGAAUUAUACACUUGCCAAUGAA